This is a messenger RNA of Pelobates fuscus (common spadefoot toad), 5335 nucleotides long. It is a transcript of the gene POM121, whose product is annotated as POM121 transmembrane nucleoporin. Gene Ontology annotation, biological process: protein import into nucleus; RNA export from nucleus. The record is from RefSeq and is a predicted model, not a curated record. NCBI's taxonomy places the organism in Eukaryota, Metazoa, Chordata, Amphibia, Anura, Pelobatidae. The transcript has 16 exons. The coding region runs from base 72 to 3725 and encodes 1217 amino acids. Gene Ontology annotation, molecular function: structural constituent of nuclear pore. Gene Ontology annotation, cellular component: nuclear pore.
GUGACGCAGCCCGGGUCGGCGCGCGCGAGGCAGGCUGGGUAUUUAAGGGCCUGGCUGAGCGCGCUCCGGUCAUGUGUCCGCCGAGAGGACGCGAAGGAGGGGGUGUUGUCAGUGGCGGCGGCGGGCUGUGGGAGCGGAGAGUCCCGUGGGAGCGCUUGGCGGGCCGUUGGCUGCAGCCGGGGACUCUGCUCGUGGCCGCGCUCUUCGCCCUCGGCGCCUCCGCCGUCUAUUCGUUCCCGCUGCUGUCCGCCUGCGCGCUGUGUGUGAGCGGCUGCUGGGUGUACCGGAGCUCCGGCAGGCGGUUACUGGUCCUCGCCGGCCUCAGGCCUCCCCUGGGCCCAGUGCACGCUCCCCCCAAACGGCAGAGGCCGUACCCGGCCCGCAGGCACAGGGAUCCGCACUCCUGGUGGAGCCCCGCCGACCUCCUGCUCCUCAUGGGGAGCUACCUGGGCAAGCAGGACCCCCCGGCCAGGGGCCAGCUCAGAGGGCCCCGCGACAUUAAGGAAAGGCUGACCAGACCCAACCCUGAGGUGGCGACACCGGCCAGGCGGCUCUCCUUCAGGGAAACACCGGUGCAUAAUCGUGCUUACAUGAAUCCGCGACGACAUUAUCCAGCUCACCAGCCUCAAUAUAGCAUGACUGGCUCACUUCCUAUGGUAUUUAUGAAUGGACAUCAAGAAAAGACUGUUGUGUCACCUAAAAAAUAUAUGCUGCGUAGCCCUGUUACUGUACGAAUACCGCCUGCAGACAAAAGCACUGCGUACUCCUUCCUUGAUAAUGUGCCUUCUCGGUGUCCAGUCUCUCCUACUCACUGCGCUCCAGAUCCUUGUGCAAAGGAGACUGUGUUGAGUGCCAUCAAAGAGUCUCGAAAAAGGCUAAACAAAGAUGAAGAGAAUGCUUUAUUUGGAGACUUGGAUACUAAGAGGAGGAGAUAUGGAAGUGGUCCAUCACUUGAACCACCUGUAGCCAAUGGACUGCUCUCUUCAUUUGCUGCAAAGGAUAUACCUGAACGUGCUUAUGUGAAUCGGCGUUACCCAAUUCACCAACCACAGUAUAGCAAGGUUGGAUCCCUUCCUUUGGUGUCUUUGGAUGGAUAUCAAAAGAAGCCUGUUCUGUCACCUAAAAAUGCAUACCGACCUGGUAUUGUAAGAAUACCCCCUCCAGACAAAAACAUUGCUAACGUCAUCAAAAACUUGCAUUGUAGUUCAGUGUCUCCGCCUCACAGAUCUCCAGAUCCUUGUGCAAAGGAAACUGUACUGAAUGCCCUGAAAGAGUGCCGGAAAAGACUAAACAAAGAUGACGACUAUACUAUAGCUGGUGAUCUUGAUAACAAGAGGAGGAGACAUGGAGGUGAUCCAACUUCUGAACCACCAGAAGCCAAUGGACUCCAGGCUACUUCUGUUUUCAAGUCAGACAAUCUGAAGAGAAGACAGAGUGUGCAGAGUUUUGAUGAAGAUCCCAGUAAACGUUCCCGGACCUCUUCAAGCAGUUCUGUGACCAGCAAUACAAUGAACGGCAUUCAACUGUCUGCACAUAAUGCGAUCACAAGUUCCUACAGUUCCAGCAAAAAGCUGUUGAAGGAAAGGAUGGCUUCACUGAAUAAAUCUGCAUCCAGUUCUUCUUCCAGAUGCCAGACACCAGAGUGGCCCAUUAAGAAGGGAAGCCAAGAUCUGCAUACCAAAAGCCCAGUAACGCCACUAAAAUCCAACAGCAGGUUGAACUCAUCUGGACAAUUUGCUGAUACACCAGUCUCAAAAGGAUUAUCCACCAUAAGUACAUCUCCCACUGGGAAUGUUGUUGCUGGAAGAAGAAGCAAAGUUUUGCUGACUUGCCCGGAAAGGAACGAGCCAUACCAUCUGCCUCCAGCACCUAUUGUGGGAUAUGAAGUGACUACAGAAGAUUAUGAUGCUGAGAAGAAAGCUGCGUUACAGAGGUUGCACAGGGCAUUGGAAGAUCUGGUUCCAACCACUUCAGCACCAUCAAGUAUUGCUUCCUCUGUCUUCACUCUGCCAACUACAGCACCGUCAACCUUUCAACAAGCACCUGUUGCUAGUAACAGUUCUCUAAUGCAGAGUCUGGCUAAGAUGCAAGAAAAGGAAAAGCCUCCAGCCCUUGGAGCAACUGCACAGAGCACAGCUGAAGUGGCUACCACUGUCUCAAAAGUCUCAAAUUUAACAUUUGCUUUUGCGGCCAACUCUAGUUCUUCUGGCCUGCAAUCUGCCAUAUCUAACACAACACCUAAUCUUGUUACUCCUGUGGUCACCUCAAUCAGCACCCCUGUUUUCCCUCAGCCACUGGGAUCAACCCAUAUGAAGCCUCAAUCUCCCAAAAAUGGUCUUCUCCUCCAGAUGCUCAGUAAACCAGAGGAUAAUGCCCAGACUGCUUUUAAACCAAUCUUUGGUGCUCCUCCAUCUGAAAACUCAAUUUCAUCGACUGCUACUCCUGUAUUACCUGUCAGUACAGUAGCUUCAGCCACAUUCAAACCUGUAUUUGGCAAUAAUCUUGAGCAACAGACUCCAGCCUCCGAAGCUACAUUCAAACCAAUUUUUGGGGCGAGCAGCGCUCAGCCUCCAGCUUCUUCUGCACCAUUUUCAUUCCAGAUGGCAUCCAAAUCGAGUACUUCAACUCCAGCCUUUCCUGGUGUCAGUGUCACCGAUAAUGCACCCAAAACCACACCUGUACUCUCUGCCCCCAUUACAACAACUACAAAUUCUAAUACAGGAACUGCAUUUCAGUUUGGAGCAGCUUCCCAGUGCCCAACUACAUCAAGUGCUGCUGCAGUGCUAGGUAGCAACAGUAAUAAAGUCUCCCAGGCAAAGCCUGCCAUAUCAUUUGGCCAAACUGCUAACGCUCAGAACAGUGGCUUUACUGGUUUUGGCAGUGCAUCAGCUGCAUCAACAACUCAACCUAAACCAUCCACUGCAUUUGGGUCUACCACCUCUGCUUUCACUGCCACGUUUGGUUCAAACAAUUCUUUCCCUGGUAAUAGUGGCACACCUGCCUUUACCAGUGGUGCCUCCAGUGAAGCACCAGCAAGCAAAUCUACAACCACACCUAUUCCCAACUUUGGAUCAGGAACUCCUGCUUUUGGGUCAAGCACGCAGCCUGGCUUUGCCAGUAAUGUGCAGCCAGCAUUUGGGGCUAGUGUUCAACCAACAUUUGGGACUACAAACACAACUUUCAGUUUUGGCAAUUCUGCCCCAGCAGCAACAAAAGCUACGACAUUUGGCAGUAUAAGUAACAGCCAAACCAGUAGCAGCACACCCAGUACAAAUAUGUUUGCAGGUGCAUCUUCUACACCAUUCUCUUUUGGUGUGGCUUCAAACAGUGCAGCAUCUUUUGGUAGUGGGAGUCAAAGUGCAAACACAGCUGGAAACACUGGCUUCAACUUUGGAGCAGCAUCAACUGCAGCACCUGCUGCAUCAUCAUUUGGUAGUUCAAAUGCAACACAGAACAGCAUUGGAACUCCAGCCCAAAACUCUACCUUUACGUUUGGGACCCCGGGGGCAACAGAGAACAAGUCCUCUUUUGGUACAUCCACUCCAGCAUUUGGCCAGACUACCCCUACAGCUGGUUUAACUUUUGGGAGUCCAGCUCCAGGAUUUCCAAAUGCUAGUCCCUCAUUUAGUCCUGCUACCCCUUCCUUCUCUAUUGGUGCUGGUUCAAAAUCUACAGGUGUUCGUCAGCGACUCAUGGCCCGCCGUCAACAUGCUCGGAAGAAAUAGAUGACACUGCGCUUAUACUCUCCCAUGGUCUUGUUCCUCCCAGUAUUGGCUUGCUCUGUGGACAUAUUCAUUAUCUACCCAGAUAUAAUUAACUAAGGGACUGAUGCAAACCGCCACACAGCACAACUUGCUGCCCAAGAAGUUUAACAUUUUCAGGCAGGAUUGUGACCAGGGAGUGUUAUGUGUUGGAGUAGAAGAACUUUUUCUACAUACUGCCAAAUUUGACUUUGAGACCUGCCUCCUUUGAGGUAUGCCUGGUUUAAUUGUACAAUUUCAGAUGUUGGUUUGAACUUGUAGAAUAUGGCUGGAAAUAAUAGCCUUGAGAAAGCUGCCCGUGCACUUUCCAAUUGACUGUUUACUGUAAUACCACAAACUUAUUCUCAUGUCUUUUUAGACUUCUGUAUCUCCCUAUCCUAUUUCUAAGUUUUUCUGCUACUUUUUUAGAGCCAGAAUAGUACAUAUCCAAUUGUUUUUACUGCCACUGUAACUGUGGAAGUUGGAGCAAAUACACCACUGUACACCUUUCCUCGUUCUACAGUGAGAACCUUUAGACGUCUGCAAUGAAUGUUUGUUCCUCUUACUAGACAGGCUCUGCUUUGUCAAAAGUGGGGGGAAGCCCUUUUGCACUUAAUGGUGUGGUGCUUGAUGCAAUUGUUGCUCUCCUUCAUUGUUUUACCUGUCUAUGAACUUCUUUUGUGCAGAGGUAUCUGCAUAAACUUGACUAUGGCAACAGAGAGUAAAAUACUGGGAUCCAAUACAGCUAGAAUAAAAAGCUGCAUAUAUGACAGCUUUUGUUUUUGUAAAUAACUUGUAAAGUUGUAUUACCUUACAAACAAAAAAGUCCACAAUUAGCACUACUCUAGACCUCUCUGCAUAGUUCCUAUAAAAUGAUUUUUUUUUUUUUUUAAAGACAGGUUAAACCUGGGAUCUGUUAUCCUAACUUUUUCCAGAGGAGCAAAUUUGUUUUGAGGCGCAAUGAUGAGAGUGAAAUUUGAAUGUCAAGAUGGCACGAGUGAUCUAUGUAACUUGUCAGUUUUAUCUGUGUUGUAAAAAUUGUAUUUGUAAGCUACCUCGAAGAGCAAAACUGAGAUGGGUGAUAAUGAAGCAUGUUAGAACACUUGAGACUGUAUAUCAAAUUAUAUGGUUGAAGCGUUUGGAGUAAAUGAUCAAUUGUGACAAAGUACAGAUCUAAGGAAAGGCUAUUGGGGUGUUUUUAUAUUUUUAUUUCCCCCACCAUUUAUGCUGCAGGAGUGAGACUACUACUGAUGGGUUUAGUCACAAACUAGUAAGAUGUGGUUAAGAUGCAACCAAACAUAACUAUUCUUAGCUACUCUGUACCCUAUUCACAGCUUACAGCUUUUGUGUAUAAACCCCCAGUCAAUCGAUGGGUUGCAUGGAUAAUUGGGUUGUGAAUACCUAUUGGCAUAUGUUGGUAACUUGGCGUAUUGCAGCAUGCGCAGGAAUUCUUCUCAAUGUAAAAUUAUGUCCAUAUACUGCCAACUCGCAGCAAUAUGUAUCAACAGAAAUGGUUUGGAUGGCUUUAUGUACGUUUAGUGAAUGCGCAUUGUAUUUCUGAAGACUGGCUGAGUUGGUUUGGGAGGUUUGUGUGU